CAUCUGUGCAGCAUGAACGAGACGUUGUCUAAGCAGAGAGAAGAGAUCGACACCCUGAAGAUGUCCAGUAAGAGACAACAUUCCCAAUUCCUUGUGAAAACCACCAUUGGAUUGCAAAGAUGUGCUCCAUGAACCCAGGCAACUGGGUCACCUUUGAUGACGAUCUUGCUUUUCAAGCUUCUCCAAGGCCAAAGAGUUUACCUCUGGAGACUCAAGGUGUCUCUAGACCCAAUGGACUAAAGCUGAACCUUUCCGGCCCAAAGGAGUUUCCCAGUGGCUCCUCUUCUACCAGCAGCACCCCUCUCUCCUCUCCUAUUGUAGACUUUUACUUCAGCCCAGGACCUCCAAGUAACUCCCCUCUUUCCACGCCUACCAAAGACUUCCCAGGGUUUCCUGGUGUCCCCAAAGCAGGGACUCAUGUGCUUUAUCCCAUCCCAGAAGCAUCGUCAAACAGCCCACUCACUACAGACUCCUCUUUUUUGUCUCCCAAACCAACCUGCUCAUCCCAUGCGCUCUUACCCAGUGACCACACAGAUGCAUCUCCGGCUCCCAAAGCAGGGCUUCCAAGUGAAAUUAGCACUCAUGAGACCGAAACCCAGAGGUUCCAGGGCGAUGCGCCCCAGUUUCAGUACUUUCGGGAUGACUGUGCUUUUUCCAGCCCAUUUUGGAAAGAUGAAACCAGUGCUUCCCAGUUCACCCUUGAGGCCCUGGGAAGCAGAAAGACAUUCUCACUGAGAGACAAGGAGACACCUGUUGACCAAAAAAGCCUCAAUAAGUGCUCGCUCAACUACAUCUGCGAGAAGCUUGAGCAUCUCCAGUCUGCUGAGAAUCGGGAGUCAUCACUUGGGAAUGUGUCCACGCAGUGUCUGGACACUGAGGGCCCUGCCUCUGCCUUUGUCCCCCAAACACUCUUCAGGAGCCAGCCCACAUCCGGGUGGUCAUUCAUGCUCAGGAUCCCCGAGAAGAAAAACAUGAUGUCUUCCCGGCAGUGGGGACCGAUCUUUCUGAAAGUUCUACCUGGAGGCAUUUUGCAAAUGUACUAUGAGAAAGGGUUAGAGAGACCUUUCAGAGAGUUGCAGCUCGAUCCGCACUGUAGGCUUUCGGAACCAAAAGUAGAGAGCUUUAGUGUGGCAGGGAAGAUCCACACGGUGAAGAUUGAGCACGUGUCUUACACAGAAAAAAGGAAAUACCACUCUAAAGCGGAAGUGGUCCAUGAGGCCGACGUAGAGCAGAUGCUGAAGCUGGGCACCACAGAGUACCACGACUUCCUCGAUUUCUUGACCACUGUGGAGGAGGAACUGGUGACGCUGCCAGCCGUGGCCAAACCGAGAAGGAGCUAUGAGGAGCAGGAGAUGACUGUGGAAGUUGUGGACCACUUCUGGGGUCAAGUCACCAAAGAAGAAGGAAAACUGGUUGAAAGUGCAGUGAUAACACAGAUCUCUUGCCUCUGCUUUGUGAAUGGGAAUGCGGAGUGCUUUCUAACCUUGAAUGACCUUGAGCUACAGAAACUGGAUGAAUCCUACUUUGAAAAAGACACAGAGAGAAGGGGAAUCAAUAUUCUUGACUACCAUUUUCAUAAGUGCGUGAAAGUGCAAGAGUUUGAACAAGCAAGAAUCAUUAAGUUUGCCCCCUUGGAUGCCUGCCGCUUUGAGCUGAUGCGUUUCAAAACCUUGUAUGAUGGGAGCGACCUCCCAUUUUCUGUGAAGUCUGUCGUGGUUGUCCAGGGGGCGUAUGUGGAACUUCAAGCCUUCAUCAACAUGGCCCCACUGGCCCAGAGGCCAUCCCUUGCCAGUCCCUUGCGGUCCUGUGACAAUGUAACAAUACACUUCCCUGUCCCAUCCCAGUGGAUCAAGGCCCUCUGGACCAUGAACCUCCAAAGGCAGAAGUCCUUGAAAGCCAAAAUGAACCGCCGGGCAUGUCUGGGAAGCUUACAUGAGCUUGAGUCUGAACCUGUCAUUCAGGUCACAGUGGGGUCAGCAAAAUAUGAGAGUGCCUUCCGGGCUGUGGUAUGGAAGAUAGACCGACUUCCAGAUAAAAAUUCAAGUCCUGACCAUCCCCAUUGUCUGUCCUGCAAACUAGAACUUGGGUCAGACCAGGAGAUCCCCUCUGACUGGCAUCCGUUCGCUACUGUUCAGUUCGUGAUGCUUGACACCUGCGCCUCUGGGACCGUGGUCCGAUCUCUAGGGGUGGAGAGUGAUGUGCAGCCGCAGAAGCAUGUCCACCAGCGAGCUUGCUACAACAUUCAGGUUGAAAUAGAGAAGAAAAGGAUUAAGAUUGAUGGAGAAGACCCAGAGAAAGCUGGUGACUGCGUAACUCAAUAGCGUAGGAAGAGUCCAGAAUGACCGUGCAUGCGUCUGCGAGUCACGAAGCCACAGCGAGUUCUGCUCGGUGGGCAGCGCACAGGAGUCCUGCCGUGGUCUCAGGACCGGUCCCACGGCUCUGUCCAGAGAAGUUGAAACCUGAAACCGAACCGGUUGAGCUUUAUGUUUUGAUUCCCCCCCCCCCCCCCCAGGGUUUCAUCUGAAAUGUGUUUGUACUUGUGUGAUGCUUUGCUUCCUGUUAAAACUCAGAGGCACGUGUGGCCUGGCGGCCGGUCUGGCUGAAGGGUUUUUCAGUCUUUGGGUGCCCAGAGGCUCGUGCUUUUGCCUUCUGCUUUACACAGAUGUUGUAGAUAUGACCCUUCAGCCCCCAUUCCUUCUUGCUCUUAGCAACUGCCCCAGCAGGUAAGGCAAUCAAAGGGGACAUAAAUCAAAUAGUUAAUUCUGCCUCUUGCUCAUCUCCUAAAAUGUGGCAGAGGUAUAGAAUGAUGAAGCCACAGGCUGUUUUGGAGAUUUGGAGGUGUCUGUGGCCUUGAAUUAUUAAACUUCUUGGUCCUUUACUGCAUUGGUAAGUAAUCCUUGGCUGUAUUUGGGUACCUGUUCUUUUGCCUGCCAUAUUAUCAUUUUGAAAAUCUGUGUGUAUUCUGGUGUGGGCUGCAAAGAAGCUAUUUCUGUGGAUAAUGCAUAUUUUAGUGCGAGUCACGAAGACUUAUUGCUUUUUGCUUGGUGGGAUUCCUUUCAAGAUGUGUUUGGAGUAUUGGACACUACUUAAAAUAUUUAUGUACAUUAAAGAUGAAUUUUUAAAAUUCAUGAAUACUGUUUUCCAAAAGUACAGAAUUCAAAAUGGAAUGUAUUGUGAUAAAGGAUUAUAUGUGAUCAACGCAGGCUUCUUUGGAGUAGAAGUCUAAAUCAUAUUAUUAUUUUAUGCUAGUUCUGCUAUUAUGCUCUUUUAUGCUAAUCCUGCUUUAUUUAGAGUAUUUUUCUUUCAAAAAUGAAUACAAUGAAACAUACUAGGUUAUUCUAUAGUUCCAAGAUGUGGCAUUUUUAUUCUUCAGAGUUAGCUGAAGGACUAUAAUUGUUUGAUUUCUAAUGAAAAGCCCAUGGCAUUUACAGCUAUAGUUGUUUAUGGUUUCCUUUUUAACACUUACAGUAAGAGAUCAGAAUGUGCAUUUUUGGAAAUUUAUAUGUUAGGUACUUUUGGCCUGUGGUAUUAGUUUACCUUCAACCUCUGUUGAACCUGUCUCCAUGUACGAGAGAUGUUUUGAGCCAGAACUGAUAUGAAGUUCUAACAUGUAUUGGUUGGCAUACGGAGUUUAUAUUGUAUGUUUUAUAUGAGUUUUAAUCUGUUCAAAAACCGACAAAGACUAACAGCUACGAUACUCUUUACCUACCAGCAGAUUUUAUUACUUUUCAUUAUUUUGCCAUCAAGGUAAACAAUGCAAUAGCCGAAAGUUAAAAUGAAUCUAUCUUGCUCUUUUUAGCUUCACUCGAUGCAUUGUUCAUAAUAUCAUAUGUCUGCACCUUGUAGUGGAUGCACAGGAGGGCAAAUCCAUGCGUAUGCCAUUUCUCAAGAUGCUACCAUCUUUCCACAUCUGGGAUGGGCACCCUCAAGAGCGACUUCCAUCUGCUCAGAACCUGCACAGAGGUGGGCCGGUGCUGAUGCUGGGUCCCCAAACCCAGGAAGUUCUCUGGCUUGGGGACUGCCCUGGCUUGCUGAUAGUGCUUCCUGGCACCCUGCCACAAAGGGAGCCGCAGUCUGAUUGGAGUGAAUUGGAGGAAUAUUCACGCCCCCACAUGAAUUUAGCAGAAGGGCCGAUGAGUUGCCCCUCAGGUUUCAGCGGUUGGCUGGCUGCCGGAGUCUGUUACCUGGGUGCUGCCCUGUGAGGAUUCAGUGCUGAGAACAGAGUAGCACAUGACCGAGUGAAGCCCCAAGACUUGAGGUUGUUCGGCUCUGCACAGGUCGAUAGCAUUAGCAGCGGGGUGCUGCUGCAUAAUUGUUAAUUUGCACAUUAGGACCUUAAAUAUUCAUUUCUUAGUGAUAAGUUAACAUUCUGUGUAGGGAGAGGCUUCUUAAUGCAAUUCUUUUCUGACCCUAGAAAUGGCAGGAGGUCAGAUACGACUACUGUGCUGUAAGUGAAAAAUUGGGUCAGGUCCGUUGAGAAUUACCCAUUAAGAAAUAGAAUCACCCAUCACUGAAAGUUAAUAGUGAUCUUCAGAAAACUCUGGCUUUUGAGGGAGGGAGGGAGGAAGGGAUUGAGUGCGAGGCAGACCUUACGUGGGUUUUGCUUUAGAUCCCCUACUGAAGGGGCUGACCAUUUCGGAGUCAGACAUUUGGUUGACGCUGUGGCUGAGUGGAAGGAGUUGGCUAAUGCGUGAUGUUCUGCUUUGCUGUUCCGGUCCGGUCUAGCAAUCACAGGAUCACAUCAGCUGUGAUAGCGCGUUGUUCAGUUGAUCCAGUGUGCAGAUCUGGUUCCACGACAUUUCCUUUGCCUAUGGGAAUUGCGUUUCUCAGUGUGAAUAAUGAUAUGCAAGAAAGAUACUUUCCAACGUAAGAACAAAGGCUGGACUUUUUGACCUGAUCUGUACAAGUUAGAUGGCUCUAAGCUUUUCUGGGUUUUCAUUCCAGAGCUGUGCUCAUGAUGCAGUUUUUUUUUUUUUUCUGAUAAAUUCAGUUAGGGAGCUUUCCUCAACAGUGGCUAUUAUGUUUUACUGUAACUAUGAUUUUUGUGUCUUAUCAAUACAAAGAUAAAGCAGAUGGAGCCUUAAUAAUCAUGUAACAAAGUAUUUUGUAGAUUGCAUAUUGAUUUUUUCUAAAAUUAAAGAUGUAUUUCAUGUAAUUCAUGCUGUGCUGUGGACUUAAUAUCUUCUUUUGCAAGGUCUGGGUCUAUUUUUUUGAAAGGUAGGAAAUCAAUUUCAAUAACCUUAACCAACUGACUCUCCAUCAGGCCUAGGUACAUGGCUUCACUACCAAGGAGUCAGUGAACAAGACAUCCUGGCAUGUGCUGGAAAAAUACCACCACCAAACUACAAUUGAUGAGAUAAUAAAGGGUGACUUCUGAAAGAGGGUAUCGCCAUGACUCAUAAAGAUAUGAAUAUAUGCUUAAGAUUUUGACUCAAUUCAUUAUGUUGCAACUGGCAUCAAAGAGAAUUCAGAGGUCAGAGCCUUAUUUGGCAAGGAAUUUGAAAAUGAAUUUGCAAGUUAAUGCAUAGUGGGUCUCUACACGACAAUAACUAACAACCUUUGCUUCCCUACCUCAGUGAAUUUGCUUUUCUGUGGACACCGUGUCAUGUGCGUUGCUUGCAGGCAUGAGGAUUCAAAGACAUCGAGGUGACUGACACCGUGGCUGCCUGAGCCUCACAGGGCUUCUCAUCUUUCCUGUGACACCAGCACACACCGCGUCCACGGCAGAGUUGUGUGGUUUUCUCACUUGAGCCAGUAGUCUAGCAGCACUAACGAA
Molecule: messenger RNA, 5776 nt
Organism: Ochotona curzoniae (black-lipped pika)
Lineage: Eukaryota; Metazoa; Chordata; Mammalia; Lagomorpha; Ochotonidae
Gene: STON1
Product: stonin 1
Exons: 4
Coding region: 120-2321 (733 amino acids)
Biological process (GO): synaptic vesicle endocytosis; regulation of endocytosis; clathrin-dependent endocytosis
Cellular component (GO): synaptic vesicle; AP-2 adaptor complex
Molecular function (GO): clathrin-cargo adaptor activity
Source: RefSeq, a predicted model, not a curated record